ACAGGACGAUGAAGACUCAGACGUCAGGAGUCAGAGAAGAUCAUCAGCUGAAGACAGAUGAAGGAGACGAAGGAGGAAACAGAGAAACAUGUUACUCGCUGAUACCAGAGUGAUUGCUGAACACAAUCCUCUUCACAGGAGAAGACGAAGCAAAGACCUGCCUCUUUACUUGAGGAUUGUUCUUCUGGGCUCGAGCGUGUCUGAAAACAGUCUGGUGGGAAACUUCAUCUUAGGACGAGCAGCGUUUGACAGUGAAGCUCCUCCAGAUGUUGUAGAGAGAGUCGGAGGAAAACUGAAGGACAGACACCUGAUCAUCAUCAACAGUCCUCAGCUGCUCCAGACGAACAUCUCAGAUCAUCAGAUCACACAGACAGUGAGAGAGUGUGUGUUUCUGUCUGAUCCAGGACCUCAUGUGAUCGUGCUGGUCCUCAAACAUGAGCAGUGUUCAGCAGAAGAUCAGGAGCGUGUGGAGAAGGUGCUGCUCUCUUUCUCUGAGCAGGUUUAUCAUCACAUCAUGGUGUUCAGCACACAAGAGACCAAUGAAACCAGUGACAUCCUACACAGAAUCAUUCAGAAAUGUGCAAACAGACACUUCAGUCUUCAGAAGAGCAGCUCUCCUGAUGAUCUCCUGCUGAUGUUUGAGGACAUUGUGAAGAUGAAUGAUGGACAUCACCUGGAGUGUGCUGAAGCUGCAGUGUUUCACAGUGAAACAACAGAUCACAGAGAGACGUGAGUGUGAGGAUAUUUGAAGUUUCAGAGGCUGUGAAGCUGAAUCUGGUUG
Carassius carassius (crucian carp) is the source of this 781-nucleotide messenger RNA. RefSeq names its product GTPase IMAP family member 7-like. Gene Ontology annotation, molecular function: GTP binding. The record is from RefSeq and is a predicted model, not a curated record. Bases 89 to 733 code for a protein of 214 amino acids. The transcript has 3 exons. Lineage: Eukaryota; Metazoa; Chordata; Actinopteri; Cypriniformes; Cyprinidae.